AUGGGCACGCUGCCUGCCCAUCGCGGCUUGAGGCGCCUUUUCGCUGCGCCGCGCGUCGCCGGCGUGGCCCGAUUUUCCCAGAUGGCCAGCGAGGCGUCUGAGGUGCUGCGCCCCAGCAAGCGCAUCCGCGUCACGGAUGAGCCUUGCAUCGUGGCCAUGCAGCGCAUGCUCCGGGGCAAGCAGGGCAUCUUGUCGCUCGCACAGGGGAUCGUCUUUUGGAAGCCGCCGGAGGAAGCGACGGAGGCGGCACGGAGGGCGGCUCAGGAGCCGGACACCAACUCCUAUGGCGCCUCGGAGAAGUCCCUCGUAGACGGCCAGAUCUUCUGGUGCCCUUUGGGGUUCGCUGCAGAGCCAUGCGGCCAAUGUUCGGAGUGCAGAUGGCUCUCCUUCGCCGAUUCGCUCGGUGAGGUGACGAUGACGGCAUGCCUGGGCCAAAGAUCGGUUCAGCGGAUGAGCGACUGA
Effrenium voratum is the source of this 462-nucleotide messenger RNA. The record is from the annotation of a GenBank genome assembly. Lineage: Eukaryota; Dinophyceae; Suessiales; Symbiodiniaceae.